Messenger RNA from Culicoides brevitarsis, 1707 nucleotides. Its product is annotated as nischarin. The transcript is spliced from 2 exons. The coding region runs from base 46 to 1539 and encodes 497 amino acids. Gene Ontology annotation, molecular function: phosphatidylinositol binding. The record is from RefSeq and is a predicted model, not a curated record. Gene Ontology annotation, cellular component: cytoplasm. Lineage: Eukaryota; Metazoa; Arthropoda; Insecta; Diptera; Ceratopogonidae.
UGCCAGAAGUAAACAAAGCCUGAAAGUGGCUUAAUUUUUUAAAAAAUGUCGUGUUUCCUGAAGCAUUCGAAGGACACGACGAUAAAUGUGGUGCGUUUUACGGAAGUGGACAACGUCAUCUUCUACGAAAUCCUCGUCAAAUGUGGUCCGAGUGUCUUUUGGACGGUUUCGCGUCGUUACAAAGAAUUUGAGAAGCUGAAUGACGUGCUGGUGAACGAAUAUUCGCUCGACAAGACUUGGUUGCCCGGCAAAAAGGCAUUUGGCAAUAAAAGUACGAGUUUCGUAAGGAAACGACAAGAAGCUCUCGAGAAGUACCUGCAGGAUGUCUUCAAUUUUCUGCAACUAACGAUGCCAACGGUGUUUGUGGAGUUCCUGGACUUUCACAAAUACGACAUAAUUUUCAUAUUGCACAACUUGGCUGCCUUAUUUUCGGCUUAUGGGGAAAAUUAUUUGGCCCGCACGAAGCACUACACCUUUUCCGCCCUCGAAGUUUACAGUAUUUCGGAACGGAUGAAACUUCCGACGCCGCCCACCGAGGUCUGCGAUAAUAAAUACGACUUUUCGCACGUGCUGGAUUUCGCGGGACUCGUUGAGGGACUUUCCAUUUUGCCCGUUAAACAUACGCUGCCAUGCAUGCAAGGCCAUGACGAGUACACGGAACAUUUCGAUCAAAUUGUCAGGACGACGGUAUCGAAGCCCAUUUCCACAAGCAGUCUCAUUCCGGAGGAAUUAAAGUUCGAUUUGACCGCUUUUCGGAAUCUAAAGACGUUAAAACUCUUCGGGAUUGGGUCCGAGUGCAUUGUUGAUGCGACAAAUUUACGUGAAACUGUCGAGAAUUUUUACGUGCAAAAAAGCAAAAUUACCGACAUCAAACAAGUGCUUUUGUGUGACUCGCCGGUGCAUAAAACGAUGGAAAAUGGCAACGAAGUCGAUCCGUCGCAAGUGUGGAAAAAUGUCAAAUACGCGAAUUUCAGCGACAAUCAAAUUUCCAUCAUCGACAAGUCAAUUAAUUUGAUGCCCAAGGUCACGGAACUCGUGCUCGACUCGAACAACAUUGACAAAAUUGUGCAUUUUCGGUCACUUCCUCUCCUGAGUACCUUGAGUCUCGAAUCCAAUCGUCUGAGUGAUUGUUUAAACCUUCAUACACAACUCGGACAAAUCACGACACUGAAUGUUGCUCAAAAUCAGAUCCGGUCACUGCGUGGCUUCCAAAAGUUGUAUUCGCUCGUGAAUUUGGACAUCAGUUGCAACUUGAUCGACACCGUGGACGAAGUGGAACACGUUGGAGGUCUUCCGUGUUUGGAAAAUAUUCGGUUGACGGGAAAUCCCGUUGCUCUGACGGUCGAUUAUCGCAGUCGGGUGUUGGCGAGAUUCGGAGAUCGAUUGCACGAGAUUUAUUUGGACAACGAAAAGGGAUCGGGAAAGGAAUUAGAUACGGCGCUUGCAUUGGCGGCACUUCGGAUUUCCAUGUCGGGAGACACGAACAGCUUUAAAGAGGGAAAUAAGAAUGUUUUUUGUACAAUUUCGAAGAACAAAUGAUGUCGGGAAACGUACUAUGUGAGAGAUUGUUGUAAUUUUUACUCGAGAGAUAUUUUAAUAGUGAAUUGUGACGUCUUCGUAAGUGUAAAAGUUUAGAGCCUUUGAGCUAAUAUUAUUGAAUUAUAUAUUUAUGUAAGAAGAAUCUAAUAGACAAUUUGGAAAUAUAUU